AUGUCUGACCUGCAGUUAACAAGGGAGGCUGACCACUGGGAGAGGAUUGCUCCCACCCCGGAGUCCGAUGCAUCCACCUCCACAAUGAACUGGCGCCCUGGGUCUGGAAAGAAAAGGAUGGGAGGAGACGAGAACCGUGACUUCAACUCAUUGAAUGCUCUUUCUGCAGCAGAGGACCACUGGAAGCCUAUUUUCCAGGAGCCUCUGGAGAACACUGAGAACAUGCUGAACAUGCUCCAGUUCAGACUUAGAGAAGAUCAGGAUAUCAUCAAGACGGAGAGGGAUGGUGUGGUGGGUUACUGUGCAGAGGAGCCGCCCAUCCAGGGCAAUGGGCCUAAUGGACUGGAUCCAAGGUUCCUGAUCCACACCCAGCUGAACAGAAAGAGUACGGUCCAGGAGGUUGGUGUCGGCCCCAGAGUCAAUAAAGACCGAGACAGUGAUCUCUGCUGUUCCGUCUGCCAUGAUGUCUUCAGAGAUCCUGUCAUUUUGUCAUGUAGCCACAGCUUCUGUAAAGACUGUUUGAAGAGCUGGUGGAAAGACAAAGAAGUAAAAGAGUGUCCAGUUUGUAAGAGAAGAUCUUCAAAGGAUCUACCACCUAAUCUGGCGUUAAAGAACCUGUGUGAGACCUUCUUACAGGAGAGAGAUCAGAGCUCUUCACAUGCUCUCUGCAGUCUGCACUCAGAGAAACUCAGACUCUUCUGUCUGGACCAUCAGCAGCCAGUGUGUGUGAUCUGCAGAGAUUCAGAAAAACACACUGACCACAGAUUCAGACCCAUCGAUGAAGCUGCACAACAACACAAGAAGCAGCUUCAGGAAACUCUGGAGCCCUUGAAGGAGAAGUUACAGUAUUUUGAACGUGUUAAAAUAAAGUGUGAACAAACAGCAGAACACAUUAAGGUCCAGGCCGGACUCACAGAGACGCAGAUCAAGGAGCAGUUUAAAAAGCUUCAUCGGUUUCUGGAGGAGGAAGAGGAGGCCAGGGUGGCUGCACUGAGGGAGGAAGAGGAGCAGAAGAGUCGGAUGAUGAAGGAGAAGAUUGAGUCUCUGAGCAGAGACAUGACGGUUCUUUCAGACACAAUCAGAACCACAGAGGACGAGCUGAGAGCUGAAGACGUCUCGUUCCUGCUCAACUACAAGGCUGCAGUGGAACGAGUCCAGCAGCGCCCCCUGCUGGAUGAUCCACAGCUGGCCUCAGGAGCUUUGAUAGAUGAGGCCAAACAUCUGGGCAACCUGAGCUUCAACAUCUGGAACAAGAUGAAGGACCUGGUCUCCUACAGUCCUGUGGUUCUGGACCCAAACUCUGCUCAUCCAUGUCUUGUCCUGUCUGCAGAUUUGACCAGUUUGAGACGAGGAGAGAAACAGAAGCUUCCUGACAAUCCAGAGAGGUACAAUCAAUACUUCUCAGUCCUGGGAUCUGAGGGUUUUAACUCAGGGACUCACAGCUGGGACGUCCUGGUUGGAGACAGUACCCGCUGGACACUGGGUGUAAGAUCACAGUCUGUCCAGAGGAAGGAAAGGGCAGCGUCUGGAGUUUUUGGAAGAUUACGUUUUCUAUUGAGAUACUCAGGAUUGUCACUAUCAGCAUCAUCUGUUCCCUCUGUGCAGAAGAUCAAGAGGAUCAGAGUGAAACUGGACUGGAACAGAGGAGAACUGUCGUUCUUUGAUCCAGAUACAAACACACACAUUCAAACCUUAACAAACACUUUCACCCGGAAGAUGUUUCCAUUCUUUAGCGAUAUAGAUCACUUGAAGCUGUUACCUGUGAAAGUCUCUGUGACGCUGGAUCAGAGCAACCUGUAUCUAUUUGGCCUCGAAGAAUUGUCACUAUCAGCAUCAUCUGUUCGCUCUGUGCAAAAGAUCCAGAAGAUCAGAGUGAAACUGGACUGCAACAGAGGAGAACUGUCGUUCUCUGAUCUUGAUACUAACAAACACAUUCACACCCUCAGACUCACUUUCACUCAGAAGAUGUUUCCAUUCUUUAACACUGGAGAUCACUUGCAGCUGUUACCUGUGAAUGUCUCUUUAAAAUGGCAGGCUGACCACUGGGAGAGGACUGCUCCCACCCCGGAGUACCAUGCGUCCACCUACACAAUGAACUGGCGCUCUGGGUCUGGAAAGAAAAGGAUGGGAGGAGACGAGAACCGUGACUUCAACUCACUGAAUGCUCUUUCUGCAGCAGAGGACCACUGGAAGCCUAUUUUCCAGGAGCCUCUGGAGAACACUGAGAACAUGCUGAUCAUGCUCCAGUUCAGACUUAGAGAAGAUCAGGAUAUCAUCAAGACGGAGAGGGAUGGUGCGGUGGGUUACUGUGCAGAGGAGCCGCCCAUCCAGGGCAAUGGCCUUAAUGGACUGGAUCCAAGGUUCCUGAUCCACACCCAGCUGAACAGAAAGAGUACGGUCCAGGAGGUUGGUGUCGGCCCCAGAGUCAAUAAAGACCGAGACAAUAGACUGUCCUUUGCAGAAGAGCUGGGCGUGGAGAAGGGGACAACCAAUUUUAUUUAA
Messenger RNA from Limanda limanda (common dab), 2502 nucleotides. RefSeq names its product E3 ubiquitin-protein ligase TRIM39-like. NCBI's taxonomy places the organism in Eukaryota, Metazoa, Chordata, Actinopteri, Pleuronectiformes, Pleuronectidae. Gene Ontology annotation, molecular function: protein binding; zinc ion binding; ubiquitin-protein transferase activity. The transcript has 11 exons. Gene Ontology annotation, biological process: protein ubiquitination. The record is from RefSeq and is a predicted model, not a curated record. The coding region runs from base 1 to 2502 and encodes 833 amino acids.